Messenger RNA from Xyrichtys novacula (pearly razorfish), 23564 nucleotides. Lineage: Eukaryota; Metazoa; Chordata; Actinopteri; Labriformes; Labridae. The record is from the annotation of a GenBank genome assembly.
AUGAGAGCAGUGGGAAACAGAAACACUAUGGCUGCCACUCUGUCUCUUACUCAGGUAACAGUGUCUUACAACUCAAAUAUAACGACAGCAAACGUCUCAUGGCUCCUGUCUGAUUUGCUCGGAGACAUUUUAGUAUUGUUAAUGAAAGUAUGUGGGCUGAAAGGCGAGCUUAUCUCGAGCCUGAUCCCCCUUUUUGGAAGUUGAGUGCUGCUCUGACUGGGAAAAGUUUCUGCCUAAUCUCUUUGGGGACUGCGUAAGGGCGUAGCUAGCUAGCUAGCCUGCUUGCUAACAGCAGUUUGUGUGAAGUGUUGUGCUGUUUUAGAGCCGCUUUGUCAAACUUGAGAUAAGCCUCGUUGUGUAAAUUGGCUUCAUUUCGGCAGGGAGUGCGUAUAAUCACGUUUUGUGCAGCCUCGUUUUUACUGCAGGCUAGUUAGUUCAGGCUGAAGAGAUGUUAGUACGAGAUAACUCAUGUGUGGCUUAUCUGUCAUAUCUUUGCUCACAUUGUUUUUAGCACAAAUGAACCAAGCAAGUUUUAACAUUAUAGAGUUUGUUAUGAAUUUACAAGAUGCGUAAGUGUUGGACCAGUCGACUAACCACUCUAGGGUUGUUAAACCAGGCAAACGUGCUGUCCUGACUGGGUUUGUGGUUUCUGUGACCUUUCUGAAGUGGACUACAUAUCUGUUAGCUGCUGGGCUGUGUGCUGUCCGCAGUGUUAACAUGUGAAACUCCAAACCGAUGCUGUCUGUUGUUUUGCAACCCAGUAAGAGGAAGUGAGCUUGGGUAGUCACCAGUCAGCACUGCAGUUACAAAAUGCCUCCAACUAUUGCUAGCUAAAUUAAACACUCCAAUGUGUUUGUUUGCUCAGUAAGGAAGUUAUUUAGCAGGCAGCUCCCAGAGGUAUGGCACAGUCUCAGACCUGUUACCUGAGCCACUGUUGCCUCUAUCAACAGAGCAGAACUGUCUGCCACCCACAACAUUUCUCUUUGCUAACUUACAAACCUGUGUUGAUGUCAGUGGUGAAGCAGGCGGUCAACUUCCCCUCUUGAUAUUACAAGUGGUAUUAAUGUGUUUCAUUGCAAAGGGUGGAUAAAGAUUGAGACUCCUUAAACUGCACUGUCCUGUUGAACCCUCUUUACUAUAGGGGGGAGUGGGGUAAGAUGAGCCAAAGGGUAAGUUGAGCCACCCCCUGUUGCUUGGAAAUGGUAAAAGAAUUUGAUCAUUUGACCAAAUAUUUAGGAGAUGGGCAUCAAUUCAUGGAGUCUGUGAAGGUUAGAAGCACAUGGGUGAAGGGGUUAGACAUUUAUUUCCUAAAAAACAACAACAUUUCACUCUUGAAAGUGAAUUUAGUCUGUCAUAAGUUUUAUUAGAAUUGUGUUCAGGCCAAAAAAGAUCAUUUUACAUUUGUUUUAUACAUCAAUUGUGAUAUCUAUGAGCUACAAAAUGAGGUCAAAAACCUAGCAUAAAAGUCCACCGUUUUAGCUUAGAGGACUAAUAAAGUUAUAAUAGUAGUUCUGGGGUAAGGUGAGUCACUUUUUAACACUUAUAUGCAAUAAUAAAAAACAGAAUUAUUGUACCCAUGUAUGGUCAACUUACCCCCAUACACGGGGUAAGUUGACCAUAGGAGACCACUUUUUUUGGCAUGCUAUAUUAUCAAGACAGUUAUGUUUACACUCAUCCUGUUGGUUUGCAGGGAUGCACAACAUCUUGAAAUAUGCAGAUACACUUGUCAGAGACAAAACUAUGAUUGCCUUGAUGUAGUGAUCUGAAAUAUGAAAAAUCAAAGAAUCAGAAUGUCCUUUAUUGUCAUCAUACUAAAAGUACAACAAGAUUGGAGCACUUCUCCUUUUCCAGUGCAAUAGACAAGUAAAAAUACGGUAGUAAAAGAACAAAUAGUCCUAAGAAAGAAGGUACUGUAUGUACAAGACAAGAAUUCUACAGAACAGUAAAAUAAAACAUAUGUAUGAGAAUAAAGUAGAAAGAUAAAUACUAAAAAGAAAUAUCAAAAGUAAAUAUAUGUACGUGUGUUUAUAUAUAUUUAUAUAUGUACAUUUUUUGUAUAUGUAUAUGGACAAAAAUGGCUCAUUAUACCCCACUCUCCCCUAUCUGUAAUGUUUUUCUCUUUGCUGUCUAUCACACUCAUGUAUGGGCUUUCUGGGCAGUGUUUGAGGCUUGUUUUUUCAAUGCUCAAUUAAAGAAUCCCCAGUACAAUGACGACAGUGUUACAGCCGCCAACAGUUCCAGGCACACCAUUGUGUGUCGCAGAAAAGAAGUUGUACAGGCCACGCGAAGAUAAGUGUGUGGACAGUUAUCUGGUGGUAGAUGGCAGUUGACAAAGCUGACACAUAACUAUUCUGAUUGGGGCAGAGUUGUUUCUGCAAGUCUUCUUCUCCACGAAGACAGAUCACCGCUGUACUCAUGCUUUUGUUUAACACUCAGUAGAUUUGGCAGUUUGUUUGAUAUGAACGGCCACUCCCCUAUUGAUUCACAGUUCAAUUUUGCUCCACCUGUUUCCUCCUUUCCUGCACCUGUCGAUUUAAAUGCACCACAACCAGUAUAAUUUUCAUCUAUAUGGAGAAGGAAAUGCUGAUGCCGUUCCUGUUCAGCCUAGCUGUAGACAAUAGAAUAAGAAGAAAGAGGAAAGGGAGGCGUUUAGAGAGGAAAAGAGAACACAGACUUGACUGCUCUCUGUGGAGUGACACCUUGUACUAACUGUCUGAAGCUCACGCUCUGGUUUGUGUCCUUAAGUUAGGGUGUGAGUUAGCAGAAGUGUAUUGUCCUGACUCAGUGUAAGACAGACACUAUAAUUCUCUGGAAAAAGCUUGGGCAAGAAGCUAACAAUAGAUACCCAAGAAACAUUUACUGGUGUCAUCAAGUUAAUAUCUGUUUACUGCUUUUCUUUGCAGUGUAUUGUUGUGAAUUGUUUGUAUCUGGAGUGCUUUGCAGUCGUGGACACCUACAGCUCUGGAGGCGGUGAUUCAGAAAAGUUGCAAUUUUUGUUGUGAUUUGGCGCUAUAUAAAAAAAAUUGAUUUGAUUUGAUAAUUAAAUUAUUAUUUGUCGUGUUGCCUAACUCUAUAUGGUGGUCAGCCUUCCCAAACUGUUCACGUGGUGGAAAAAAUGUCACUUUAUUUAAUGUUAAACAGACCUUACAAGAGCUGUAGGGCAGACCAAACUAGACGAUAUUUGCACAUUUUUUUCUAAGCAUUGAUUUAAGUCAGCGUGUUAAUGUUUCACAAGCAAAUGUUUUUCAUAGCUGCUGUAGUAAAAGCAAAGGGUAUGGGUCUGAUGAGUUAUGAUGAUUUGAAGAUAUUGGUUAAAGUCUGUGUCCUUCAUUCUCCAUCUGUAAUGGAUCAGACUCCUUUUCCCUCACAGCUGUCUCGGCUCAAGAGAUGAAAUGCUUGUGGGAGUCUUGUUCGUCGUUUGAGCUUAAACUACUAAAAGUGCAGAAUUAAGAGAGGAUUUGAAUGUGUUUGUAUAUUCACAGUCUGAUCAUUUUGAGUGUAACUAACCACUCAGUCAAAUAACUGGGCACAAGUAGGGUUGUCGAAGUUUUUGAGGUGAUCCCAGAUAUGGUAUGUGAAAGAGUUUGGUAAACUCUUAAGAUUCACUGUUUUUAUGAUAAUAUUUAUUUCUUUGUCUUCACAGCUUUCCAGUGGAAAUCCCAUUUAUGACAAAUACUACCGGCAGGUAUGGAAAACAUCCUCCUCAAACCUUGAAGUUUAGUGACAAGAUUAACCAUAAAGUCUUUUAUGAAGUACUACGUCUUUCAUGUUGCUUAAAAAGGUGCAGCGUUUUGUUUUUUUGUUAGGAAUUAGUAUCAAAGACCAAUUUGAAGAUGAUUUGACUUUUGUGAUCGAGGCAAUACUUCUUUUACACUUGAAUACACUCUAACUCUAAACUCAUCAUUGCUGUUUUCCUAAUAAGCUGUAGCGUUCUGGUGAACAGUGAUCUCUCUUCUCUUCUAUCAGCUCUAACCUCUGUGUCCAGUAAAGGAAGUCUCCCUAUGAAUUAUUAAUGUUUCCCUUUGCCCAACAUGUCAGGGGAGCUCGCUGUUAGCCUCAUGAAAGACUACUCACAGAUCCAAUGUCAGGCUAAUCAACUGCUGAGGAAAUAGCUUUGGUUUAUCACCAGUAUUGAUUUAAGUGGAUCCUCCUCCUUAGGGGAAAUCCUCACAUAUUUUUCAGUAACUUUUUAAUUGCCUACGUCUUCCUGAUUGAAACUGCACUAAGAGCUUUUUGUAUAAUGUUUAAAAGCUACCAGCAAAUUAGAAAUUCAUGACCUUUCGUAUUGUUGUUUCUUUGCACUCGGAUGAAAUAGUCUCGGGUGAUCUAUAUAUUUUUUUGGCUGUCUGUGUGUAGGUUGAUCCGACUGGCAGUGGGCGGGUGGCAGCAGCAGAUGCAGCUCUGUUCCUAAAGAGGUCGGGCUUGGCAGACUUGAUCCUGGGGAAGGUACGAGUGACCAAAAUCACUGUCGCAGCAUUUCUGUUCUCUUGUCUUCGCUGUUUAUAUUGAUGGUAAUAAAUGGAUAAGCCGUAUGUGUCUCCAUAGAUCUGGGAUUUGGCAGACUCUGAACGCAAAGGUGCUCUUAACAAACAGGUAACGGUGAAUAGAUGAGUCAGAUCGUGCUUAAUUUGUCUGUUUAAAGCUCAAAAAGUGUGAAUUCUCACUGCAAUUUGUCACAAACUGUGUUUCUCCUCAGCAAUUCUUCAUAGCCUUACGGUUAGUAGCCUGUGCUCAAAAUGGCCUGGAGGUGGCACUCAAGAGCCUUAAUGUGGCUGUUCCUCCCCCCAAAUUUGUAAGUUUCCCUUUUGCAUUUCACCACAUAUUCUGUCCGUCAUAUAAUAUUUAUUUUCUUGGUAAUUUGAAAUAAGCCUUUGACAUUCUGUGUAAUCAGAGGUGUUUAUAGCAAAACCUGAACCCUAACCUCUUUUCUACAUCUUUUUACUUCAAUGCCAUCACAGUGAAAUAUAUUACUUAGUUGUUUUUUUUUAUGUCCAACUCAGAUUUUGGGAUCGUACAUACUUUGAAAGAUAGCUACAAUAACUAUUUUUAUCUCCCAGCAUGAUACAAGCAGCCCGCUGUUAGCAGGAGGAGUGGCUAUUGACAUUCCAUGGGUUGUCAAGGUGAGGCACAUGCAACUUUAUUUUUCAUUUUCAUUCUUUAAUGCAAGAAAAUAAUGUUUUUACAUUUGUAGAGCGGUAUACUUUCCUUCUCAGUAAUAUAAAUCCUGCAUUAAUUAAAUAGAGCAUGCAUAUAUAGACCACAUAAUCUGGUCUUUUGUAUCUUGAUCACAUAAAAUGUUGGUUAUAACGACCAGGCUCGAUAGAGACUGAGACAUUUUUAGCCAUAAACACAACUACCUAUUCUGAUUUCUAAUAUGACUGAUCUGUUUGACACCCAUAAAACAAAUUGUAAUUGUACGGAAAGUGAAUUUGUCUUCACAGAUGAUUCCUUGUAAUUUCUUGUGUUGUUCAUUCUCAAACAUUGCCUUUUGUGCUUCCCUGUGAAUGUAAUUAUCUUACAGAAACUCGGGUACAUAGGGAAUAUGUCCAGGCUCAGGACUCUGCUUUGAUUCAGAGUGUAUUUACUCAGUUAAAUAACUUUUUUUUUUUCCAGCCUGAAGAGAAGAUGAAGUUCGACUCCAUCUUUGAAAGUUUGGGUCCAGUAGGAGGAAUGCUCACUGGAGACAAAGUCAAGCCUGUGUUACUCAACUCCAAACUGCCAGUGGACAUCCUGGGCAGGGUAUGGUCCCAGAACACGACGCUUGAUGAUCAUUAAUACCCUUAGAAAUUAUACAAGAAGUAACUUGUUUCCAGCUAUAAAAUGACUUGAUCAUUAUCCCAGAUAAGAUGUUUUGUUUAUAUCAAACUGUGUGAAUGACAAAAGGAAAUCAUACCAUGCAGAAAAUUAAAAAAAAUAAAGGAUCUGAAAUCAAAAAUCAGCCGAGUGGGAAAAUGAAAUCAAAGAGGAAGUGAGAAAAGUAGUGAGUCAGGGUUUUGUGGGAAGUUUGGUAAUCAUACAUACUGAAUAAUAAUGUGUGUGUGUGUGUGUGUGUGUGUGUGUGUGUGUGUGUGUGUGUGUGUGUGUGUGUGUGUGUGUGUGUGUGUGUGUCUGUGUGUCUGUGUGUCUGUGUGUCUGUGUCUGUCUGUGUGUGUGUGUGUGUUGAAGGUUUGGGAACUGAGUGACCUCGACAGAGAUGGCAUGCUGGACAAAGACGAGUUUUCUGUGGUAAGAGAUGCGAAAAUAUUUUACUAUCAGAAAGAAAAUCACAAAGAUGCUUUCACAGUCUGAAAAUAAUUACAUCCAAAUGCGUUUUUUGAAUUUUUAUAUUCACAUUUGUUCUGAUUUAAUCAGUGUGUUACAGUGUUGAUCUCUCUGGCAUUAAAGUCAUAUUAAAAUAAGCUCUUGUUUAAAGAAAGGAGCUUUUCUUUAGGCAUCAUCGUCAGGAAAUUGUUUGUGUAGGAAUAUUUGUUUUAACACACAAACUAUGUCCAUGUUUUUGUGUUAACGUAUGUUUUACAUGCAGUCUGUGAAGCUUUCAUGAGAUGGGAAAUCAUUUCCACAGCCCCGAAUGGUGCUGAUUCCAGACAUUUGGAUGUCGAGUGAAGAGUUUGAAAUUACAGGAUGGUAAUUUUUCUCUCAUUGAUCUUUUUGGCCUUUCCCAGGCAAUGUAUCUGGUGUACAGAGCACUGGAGGGGGAGCCUGUUCCUAUGUCCCUACCACCCCCUUUGGUUCCACCCUCAAAGAGGAAAAAACCCUCCGUGCCUCCUGUGAUGCCCCUCUUACCCUCCCCUCCCUCAGUCAAAGACAGUCGCUCCUCCCAUGCUGGCUCUAAGACCAUGCCCCACCCCCCUAAACCCGCUCCAGCUCCUGCCCCAACACCAGCAGCUGCCCCUGUGAGUACCUGACCAGUCUAUCCUAUCCUGAUCCUGCAGGAGGAGUGCUCUGAAUGCUUAAUUUCUUAGUACCAAUCAGCUGUAACAGAAACAUUUAGGAUGAUCUCAGAGUGGCUAGUUCAGUGUGUUUUUCAAAAGAGAAAGGAAAAAGGCUUUAUGAUCGUAAGUAUGCUUUGAGAUACCUCCAUGUCCAAAUACUAUAUAAAUGUCAUCAUGAAGCUUCUUUGGUGCUAUUUGAGUCUUUGUGUUGCCUGUGCAGUGGGUGGUGUCGCCAGCAGAUAAAGCAAAGUACGAUGAGCUGUUCAGCAAGACAGACAGUGACAUGGAUGGACUUGUGUCUGGACCUGAAGUCAGAGACAUCUUCCUGAAAACGGGGCUGCCCUCUGCCACACUUGCACGUAUCUGGUAAGCAGGCACAUCAACCUUCAAGAAAGUAUAUCGGCUAGUUGUGAAGUUUUCUUUUAACGAGUGCUACACUGUCUUCAUCUAAAUAUCAUCGGUCUUUAUUUCAGUCUUUGUUCAGUAGUAAAGUCAGGUCAAUUUCGUCUCAUCAGUGAAUCACACUUUUUUGCUUCAGUGACUUGAAAUUGAACACAGAAAGAAAACCCUCUGUCUUUGGACCUUUCUUUGGCUGGUAAAAUUUCUCUCCAAAAACAUAUUUUCUUACAAAUAAAACUAGAAAACAGCUAAAGGUAGAGUGAAAAAGGCUGACCGGAGACAGGAGACAGGGACAUAAAUGUUAGAGAGCAGGCGUCUCAUGUACGGAGGCCUUGCUGCCCCGGUCUUAGGGUUGAUUGGUGUUGUUUAGUGCAUGUCGUUCACUCUCUCUUUUCCUAUGUUCUCUCUUUCUCUAAAAGCUGCCUGUCAAAUAAAGGUAAAAAUAUGAUUUUAAAGCAGUACUGAAUCUAUGGAGUACAGAAGGUUAAUAUCGGCUAAAAGAGGGCAAACAAAUACGAUGAUCAUCGCAUCUGGCGGAUUUCAUUAGGCCACUCAAAUUGGGAGUUAUAACAUGCAGAACAGGAUUUAAGAAAAUAUAUCGAAUUUCACUCAAGGUCACUUUCACUAAGAGUUCCAAAACGUAGUCAAGGAUGAUAAGAUGGAAAUAAACAUGCAAUCCCUUUGGUUAUUAAAUAUGAUUUCAACUUGUGUGAACAAAAUGAUUUUCAUUUAAACUGCAGUGCCUCAUAUUGGUGCAUUAAAAAAAGGAUUCAUACAACUGCAGUUAGUGCUGACACAUGCAACCAGGCAGUAUCAACCCAUAUGGAUUUUAUGUCCCCACAGCAUGUCGUCCUGUUAAUUGGUUUCCGUAGCCACGGCCAUGGCAAUAAGUUGGCUAUCAAAAAUAGUGUUCGCUGCCUGAGGUGGGAAUCAUUACUCUCUUAUGUAACGUGUUUGUUCGUGUUCUCAGGGAGCUUUGUGACAUUGGAGACAUCGGAAAACUGACACGAGAGCAGUUUGCCCUAGCACUUUACCUGAUCAAUCAGAAGCUGACGAAAGGCCUGGACCCUCCGCAGAGUCUCUCCCCAGAGAUGAUCCCUCCAUCUGACAGACUAAACAUAAAGCAGGUGAGUCGGUCAGAGCGCUCUUUGUAUAUAACUAAAUCCUCUGGGUGUCCGGAUCAUUUAUAUAGUCUCAGUCUAAUAUGAUAAUGUGCCUCAAGGGACAGAAGUUAAGCUUGAACGUCAAAACAUUAACCAGAAAAUCCUUCAUAAUCAGGCUGAUGAUGUUUUAUAUUCGGAGAAGUAGAACAACAAUGUUAUUUAGUGAUUAUAGUUGUUAUUUUUAGUUAUUAAAAACUAUCUCAAACCAUAUGCUGCUUGUUUCUUAGAUUAAACUUUGAUUCAUGUUGUUUCUUCUGUCCCUUUUGGUCUGUUUGUGAGCUGUACACCUUUUUUUAAGCUUGCAGCUGUGUGUCUAUUUAUCCCGUUAUCUGCUUGUUAUAUUCAUGCCAUCCACCUCAGACAUGCCGCAGGAUAAUCUUAAGUGAGUGUGAGUGUGUGUGUGUGGUAGUUGAUCAACUUGGUGGCGUCUUGUUACAUAGAGCAGCUUGUUGUUUGUGGACUUAUCCUAUAGAGGUAGAUCGCUGACAAGUUUGGAUAUUUGAAGUAUUUUGGGAUGAAUCCAAGAACACCAUAUUGGAUCAGUGGACAAAAAAAGUUUCAAGUUGUCUUUUUUUUUUUUUUUUUUAAAUUCUUGAAAAAAGAUACAGUUUGUUCAUUUAAACAAAAUCGUUGCAGCCUUAAUUUCAUUAAUUUUUUUCCUUUAGAACAUCAUUAUCCUUAAGUCAGUCUCCCUCCCAUCCCUGACAUUUUAUGCCUCCAUUUGUUGUUUCAUGUAUGAUUACUGUAAAUCUGUACAGAUAUGUUGCCUGGCUGAUGCUUCAUCGCCUUUCUUCUCUGAUAUAAUUUUGUCUGGUGUGAAAAAUAUGUCUUUACCCUCUAUUUAUGAUUUAGGGGUUAUUCUUUGCCUUGAACAUUGGUCAGCGUUCGUCUUUCUUCGUCAUUUAAUUCUGUCAUCUCCCACCUCUCUUCUCCAGAACAACCUGGCUAACCUUGCAGCUGACUUCUCUGCCAUCAAGGAACUGGACUCCCUCAGCAACGAGAUUGUGGAGCUACAAAGGUACACUGUUGUUGUUGUUCUUCAUGUAGAAACUGUGAAAACUCUCCCAAGUCUUGCAGCUUAUAUCUCUAGUAAUGACAAAAGGUGGCCAAAAGAUUGCCUGUAGAGGUCAGACAGCUAUUUCCAGAGGGAUAUAGUUAUGUUAUGUAUCUUUUGACUAUAUUAAGUCACAGGUGUCAAACUCAAGGCCCGGGGGCCAAAUCUGGUCCGUGGAACAAUUUCAUCUGGCCCAAGAGAUCAUAUUGUAUUUGCAUUGUUAUUGGCCCACCAGUGCGAAGUCUGCAGAUUUCCUCCAGUAUAAUAUUGUAAACUUUAGCACCAUUAUUUAAAAUAUCCUUAAAAAAACACAAAAAUCUGGGACAGUAAAGAGUAAGGAAGAUUUUAUAAAUAGUCAAGAAUGUGGGGUAAAAAAUAAUUGGUAUUUUAUUUCUAAUUUUCAAUUUUGAAUCCAAAGAUUACAAGUCAAACAUUACAUUAGACUUGUGUCAUUUUUAUACUUUAGAUUCCAAUUUAUAAUUUUUAAUUAAUAUUUUGACCUUUAAAUAUGGUUUCAACUUUCUCCUUAUAUAUUCGCUCUUUAAAGCAUUAUUUUUCUAUUUUUAAUAUCAUGUUCUGAUCUUUUGAACUAAUAAAUAAAAAUAAAAAAUAAAAUAAUUUUUUCUAUCUCAGUUUGCCUUUAAACUUUCAAAUGAUUUUUAAUCCUUGCUGUUUUUGUUAUAUAUAUUUUGAAAAGGAGGUUGACAGUUUUGGUGAAAUGUUGACCCUGUUUGGCCCUCAGGUUAGACCUAAAUCCAGAUUAUGGCCCUUGCUGUGGUUGAGUUUGACACCCCUGUAUUAAGUGAAAAAGAUGUCUUGAGUUUUGUUCAGCGUCUUAAUGUCAGAUUCAUGAAACACUCUUGGAUUUGAAUCAGGGAGCUGUCUGCUCUCAGUCGGACCGUUUUCUGUAUCCUGUACUGAUAAGUCUGGAUGCAGUGUGUUUGUCUGGUAGAGUCAGCCUUUUAUUGGUUCCAGUCUACAGGAUUAUGUCACUUUCACACAUUCAGACGUUUGUGCCAAUGCUUACUCCCACGGCUUCCGAGAAAAUUGAUAAAACAACACUUGAAUUUUUGUUCUGGCCACCAAAUGCAGCAGAAUUAGCUGGAUUAGGCAGCCACUAUCAGAUGACUGGAUGGAAGAGGAAAAUGUAAUUAGACCAUCUAUGAAACUUAAAGCACAUUUUCACUGCCUGUUUAUGUUCAGUAUCGCUUCAGUGGAGUAUUUCUAGUUCUAAAGAUAUUUUAACAUUUUCAACACAAGCAUGUUCUUAAAUAGUUUCGUCUAUUUUUUACAGGCUUUGGCCACACUUCCUCUUUUAUUCUAAAAUACAUUUGCAGAUGUUUUUGCACCACACUUCUUUUUUGUUUUUGCUUAAGUUUCUUUUACCUUAAAAUUUUCUUUCUGUCUUAAAAGUCCAAUGCAAAAACCUUUCAAUCUCUUUGUGAAUGAUACUCAGUUGUUGAUAUCAGGCGUUCAAAGUUUAACUCGAAGAGCUAUCACAAUAGUUCCCAGCUGUGAAAGCUGAGAGUGAGAAGUGAGAAAACGCACACUGACAGCUGUGUGUUCAUGCAAAAGGACGUAAAGAAAAGGAAACUCGGUAUGACACCGCGAUCAGAGCUUCAGACGGGCAUCAGAAGAGAGGAGCUUGAAAAGAUGAUUCAUGUUUGUAACUGCUUCAAAAUCUGGCAGCAACACCCUCCUGUCCAUGAUGAUGAGGAGAGGGAGGGUGAGGGUGAUAAUGGGUGAGUGUUAGAGAAUAAGAAUGAUACUCAGGUGGAGCUGACUGAUGCUCCACUGCAGGGACAUGCACAGUUUUAUGUCAUUUGAUAAAAGAGAGAGAGAGAGAGGAUGUAAAGACGACUGAGGAUAUUUUUAGUCUGUGUAGGAGUAGAUGGCAAAGACGAUGUUAUGGUUUAAGGUUGAUGCCAGAUCUUUUUAUUCUCAGUCGUGUUGUUCUGUGUUUUAUAACAGAGCAUGUAUUUGCAUAGCUUAAAGGAAAUCACAUAAACAGUGAGAGCUUUGAUAAGGAGAAUACUUUAGUUUUGAUUUACAUUUACUAUAGAUUUAAUAACUAUGGACUCGUACAGCAUCAACACUUUCACUGUAGUGCACAAAAGUUAAGCACCAAUCUGAAGUAAAAAUCUCCCAUCGAGUAUUUGUGAAAAAGCGAAGCACACAUUUUUAACUGUGUUUUUUAUGCGAGUUAUGAUGCAUCCCGUUCCACUUCCUCUCUUCUCUGGCGGGGCGGAUGAAAGAGUGCAGGAGAGAGGAUGAACAUUCGUGUGGCACAAAUGAUAGAAGUUGAAGGUUGGCUCAUCAUCACUCAUCCCUCCUCCCUCACUUCCUCCCUCCAUCCUCAAGGCAGCCAUCUGCUUCUCACUCCUCAUCUCCCACACAUUUGACUGAGCCAGCACAUGCUCACUUUCUCCAUCACUCACCCUCAUCGCGCUUACAGAGCCGCAGCUGAAGUCUUGCACACACUCCAUUUUAUGUUCUUUUUUACCAUAUCACUUCACACUCACACACCUGCUGUAGCUGCAGGCGCCUCGCGUCCUCUUUUUCCUCUCUCUUUCCCGUGCAAGUGGAGUUUGUGAUUUGAGGACAUCAUGGUGGCUCAGGGAGAGGAGACUUUUGGGGUUCAGGGGCAGGGGAAAGAAGGUUUAGUGGAGAACUGGCUGGGACUGGGUGGGUUUGGAGUACCGGGUCUACCCUCUCUGUCCUCUGUGGCUAAAUACUCGUGUCUCUUCUGCUGGGACCCCAGGGAGAAGAGCACUGUGGAAGAGGAGAUCAAGGAGAAGGAGGAGGCCAUCAGACAACGCAGCAGCGAAGUGCAGGUAAGGUCUCCAUGUCUCUCUUUGUCUGUUUGUGGGAUUUCUGGGAAGACAAAAUCAAGGGCACGCUACAUAUUUAGGAGAAUGUCCGUGAAAUCAUUGUAAUAUUGCUGUUGCUACUCAUACAAAUGAAUACAGGAGCUCAUGUAUGUAUUUCAGCGUCUCCUCCAUUUUAAAUAAAUCUCUGGACCAGACAGCAGGUGCUAAAGGAGUCGUCCACUUUUGUUGUAAUGGAUAUACUGGAGGAGAUCAAUAAUACAUUUGGCCGCCAGUCUCAGGCGCUUGUUCAGAAACACAGUUAAUGUUCCUCAGCAGAGAGGGGAAGGCUGGUGUCCUUGUGUAGGCGUGUCUGUCUGCUCUGAGCCUGAGAGAUGGGCUCUAUUUUGGGAGCUGAUGGCUUAAAGGGCUAGUCUGCCCCGCUUUUGAAGUUCAGUCCGAUUUUGGAGCUUUAGGGUGAAACUCAGGAGAGUCUCAUGUUGAUGUUGCUGAAUUUCUCAGCUGCUCUGCAGAGUAGCCUUUGCUGUUGGAUGUCUAUAUUUGAACGUGUUUUGUAUACAUUAUCCUGGAAAAUGACUCACUGUCAAGAUCCUUGUUACGUCUUUGACGUAGACUGCGCAGUAGUCGGAAAGCCCGAGAAUUUGUGUGGCACUUGCGCAAUUUAGCCAGGAAGGCAAACAUCCGGCACAAACAAACCAAAUCUACACUAGGGCUACAUCCUGAGCAGGAAAGUAAUUUUCAGGUGAAGAUAUUUACACUAAAAGCAUUAUUUUGUUUUUACAGCACAUCCUCUCAGCUGUAGAAAAACAGGUGACUUUGUGCAAAAUCAGAAUAAAUUUGUACAUGUAUGAUGGGUGUGGAGAGAAUAAAACAGCAGUUUUAACAUUGUGCAACAUGAAAAUUUAAGUAUGUCACUCUUAUUGCAAAAAAAACAAAACAAAAAAAAAAGUAAAAAGAUGCUUAAAGAGCCACACACACUCAAUGCAUAUAAUCAAGAUGCAGGAUGUAGGACAGAUUACUCUGCAUGUGCAUGGAGAACUCAUGCAAUAUUCACACACCUCAACAAAUGAAGCGAGCUGCAUGCAGGUCUUCAGUUAAACACACAUAAGCAAACAGUGACAGGAGACAAAAAUACCAACACCACCAGCCUCUGAAUCCACAUUUCAUUUAAUUGCUAAACAUGGAUCAUUCUCAAGUGCAUGGAGGUGGUUUGGCUUUGAAAAGGCGGAUGCUGCUCAAAAGACACCAGUGUAACAGAGUGUUCGACUGCUAACUUGUUUCGUCUGCCAAUUGAGCACCACAUAAAAUAAAAAGGAUUGGAACCGUUCAGAAAUCCACAGUCAAGUAUGACACUAGCCAGCCAAGAUAAAAAAUAAAAAAAAAGCACUCAACAAACUUUGGCGGAGUCAUUCUUGUUUACAUUAAAGGGAAGUGUCAGUUUAAAAUACUCUAGUGUUAGAUUUAGUCGGUCUUUGUGUAAUACUUAGUAAAUCUUGUAGCCAACCUUGCAAUGGUUUACUCAAACUUGUGUUGUUUGAUUUUAAUACCCGCUUUUGUAAUUUCAGUGUUUUAUUUAUUUUAUUUUAUUACUUUAUUUGAAGGCGGUAGAUGUGACCAGUGUUUGUUCAUUUUUUAACAACAGAACAACACAUGUUUUCAGAAAUUAAAAAUGUUCAAAUAAAAAAAUAUAUUCUGGUCACAAGGGGUGGACGAUAUGGGCUAAAGAAUUUAUCACGAUAAAAGUCCCGAUAAACAAUAUUAUAAUUAACUCAUUCUUUCUUGAGAACCCCACAACCAUUGCUCUUGGGUGGCACUUACCAGUUGGAAUAGUCAAAUAAGAUACUUAACCACAAAUUUAGGUUGUAGAUUAUGGAGAAAACUAGUGACAUCAAACAAGUCUGAAAUGUGAAAACACUUUCAACAUUAAUUCAAAACUCUUCUUGCACAGAGUGAACAGCAGCAGCAGAUCCAAAGUUCGAUGUCAGACAUACCUGCUUGCACUUUUUUAAGCCUCAAUCUUGAAGGAAAGUUUAUCACUUUUAUGGCGAGAUGGCAAAAUAUUUAUCGUGGAGGAUUUUUCUGACAAUAAAUCGUGAACAAUAAUUUAUCAUCCAUCCCUACUGGUCACUGUUCUCGUUAAAUACACGUCAACUUGGCAUCAAAUUUACCUGUUUAACAAUCUGCGUCCCUUCAACCUCGGUGAAAUACCCCCUGUCUCUGUGGACUGAAAGUAUGAUUGUUUUGAAGCACCACUACUCUGCUCAUGAGUCACUUCUUGUGUUUGAUGAGUAUACUGCGAACUUCUGCCCUGGCACAGUGGAGUGAGACAGAGGAGGGGGUGAGAUGGCUUACAAGAAUCAAAACAAGGUCUCCUGAGGGCUUUCUUUCCUUUGUUACUCAUAUGAAUUGUCAUUGCUGCCCAGGUUUGGUCUUUUUUUUUUUCCAACACUAUUUCUCCUCUUUGGUUUGAUGUUUGCAGGAUUUACAAGAUGAGGUGGCGAGGGAAAGUGAGGAUCUGCAGCGGCUCCAGACUCAGCGUCAGAAGGUUCAGGAGGCCUUGGAGGAGCUGGACCAGCAAAAAAGCACCCUGGAGGAGCAAUUGUCUCAUAUUCGCCAGCAAACCAGCCAAGAGACCCAACUGGUAGGUCCCUCAGAAUUAUUUUCUUGUACUGCAGGUUCAUUUAGUGCAAUAGAGAAAAGACAUGAUACAUAAAUCUCAGCAAAGUCACACAUUUCAUCCUGCAGCGUCACUCUGUUAAAUCCAUACUGGUCAAAUGUAUCACAGAUUUCAUCGCUACAGUCGGAGCAUGAGGAGCAGGAGCAUAAGAUCUGUCAGUACGAGGAGGAGCUGGUCCAGGCCAGAGAGGAGCUCCUUGCUCUGCAGGAGGAGAGCAGGAAGCUGCAGGAGAAGGUCCAGGCAGCUCAGGAGCAGCUUACACCUUUGAAAGAGUCCGUCAGGGACUCCUUUACACAAGUUGCACAGGUCAGCCUCAUGCUCAUCAAGUUUUCUUUCUCUGCUGACAGUGAAUCCAGAUGCUUGAUUUGAUCCGUGGUUCUGUUGGUGCCCGAUUACUGUCUGUUGUAGGCUAUAUCAGAACUUUUUCUACAUCCAAAGUUGAUUCCGUCCUUGUUAGUACUUGCUACUUUUAGGAUCUGAAGGUAAUUUUUAGACCACCCACUGCCUCCCACAGGAUCCCAGUCCUAAUGCAACCCCUAUUCUUAUGUCCCUUACACUUGUCCCUGUCUCGGCUCUCCUAGGUCCAGCAGAAACUGAACGAUCUUCAGGUAGAGGAGAGGUCAGUCACUGCUCAGCUCAGCUGGAAGAGGGCCCUGGAAGACAGUUCUCCUGUCAUGAUGAACGGAUCAGCAGGCCCCUCUGCAGAGCUGAACCAGGUGGACCCCUUCCAGCAGGACCUCUUCCAGGAGGACCAACCGAAAGAGCUGAAAGAGGAAGAUCCAGUCAGUAUCUGGAAUCAGCAGACAGAACUUUCACAACAAAAAGAGAAGAAAGAAGAGAAGGAGAAAGAUGAUGGAGAGGAGAAGGAAGAAGAGAGUUUAAAGAUCCCAGAGGAAGAGAAGCAGAAGCCUGAUGCCCUGGAUGAUCUGUACACUAGUUUAGCCUCAUCUGAGCUGUACAAUAAUGUGUCCACGCUCACUAAGUCCCCGGAAAACACAGUGAAGGUAAAACAUCCAAGAAGAAAAGCUCUUCAAAGCUCUUACAUAUCUCUUCCUUAAAAACAGUUCAGAGCUUUUUUCCCUCUUCAGUUCUGAAAAUUUAAUGAAACAACAAAAUGUACUCGAUAUUCAUCUUCUGGAAGUGUAUCACACUUAAUUUACACAUGGUACAGUGUUAGUAAAUAUAACAUAGCCCCAAGAUAAGUGACAGUUCAUGUUUUCUCAAAACAUCUCCAGGAACAAAGUAGCACUACACCUGACGUCUCCUCAGAGGUCACAGAUGAUGCAGAGGAGUCACCUAAAGAGAGCUCACCAAAGGUAAAGGAGGCGUGUGUCACACAGAUGGUAAAAAGCAGGUCUGUGUUGUCUUUGUCUUUUUUUUGUCUUGUGUUGCAUCAGCUGAGCAGACGGUCACUUCAUCAGUGGAUUUGAUUUGAUCUUAAUGUUGCAUUUAAGAGCUUACACACGUCAAAGAUGGCCUUUAAAUAUCGACUGUGACAUAAGCUCUGUGAUAAAAUAAUGCCAAAUCUGAUCAUAGGUUACAAGAUUUAAAUUUUGUAAAAAUGCAGUAUGAAUCUAUGAUCAAACCCGUCCUGACGUUCACUUACUUCUCCAAAUUUUACAUGUAAACACAGCAUUUCUGUUCAUCAGGUUUCAUCGCCAGAACCAGAGAGAAAACAGGAGCCAGCAGAGUCCCCGGAAACCAAUCCACCCUCGUUACCCCCUCAAAGCAGCCCUCAGUCUCAGCCUCCUCAAACUGAUCCUCCCUCCCUCCCUGAGAUGGACUUCUUUCAUUCAGACCCCUUCACUGAUCGUGAGUCCCAACAAACAUCUCAAGAUUGUUUUGAUAGAUUUAAGAAGUUUUGACUGUUCAUUUUGAAGCGUUUGUGUAUCUUUAGAGUGAGUGGGUUUCCAGUGUGAGUGGCUAAUGGUACCAGAGGCUUGUUAGAUUAAUGCAAUUUGGUCAAAGUGAAGAUAUGUUUGUUGUCCUUACAGAAGAUCCGUUCAAAGAUGAUCCAUUUGGAAAAGCAGAUGCAGCAGGUCAGUUCUUGAUGUUUGUUUUAACUGAUAUCUGAUUGGCAUCUUUCAGCCAUAAACCAAAAUUAACAACAACGUUCACAUCAAGUAACUUUUUGUUUUGAUUUUGUAAUUCAGAUCCGUUCGGGGGAGAUCCAUUCAAAGGGUCAGACCCCUUUGCUGCAGACUCUUUCUUCAAACAGAACCCCAGCGCAACUUUUUCCUCAGAGGACCCCUUCUCUGCCUCAGCUGACCCAUUCAGUACCACUACUGGAGUGCCAGAACCAGACCUCUUUGCAUCCAGGCCCAAUGACACAGCAGCUGCACCCACACCACCAGCAGCAGCAGCUGAUCCAGAUCCUUUCACCUCCAAAUCUACAAAUCCAACGGCAGCAGCUAAGGAUCCAUUUAGCUCCACAGGGAACAAUGUGGCCAGUUCUGACCUGUUUGGGGGCCAAACAAAUGCCAUCGGGGAGGCAGAUCCAUUCGGAUCUCAGGAUGGAGGAGCGGAUCCCUUUAGCUGCUCUUCACCUAACUCUGACGUGGCUGUGGUGAGUGACAUGGCCACAAUCAGGAACCCCAGAUCCUUUUAAAAAGUUUAAGGUCUUAGAUUGUCUUAAAGGGAUAUUCUGGCGUAAAAUUAAUUUAGGGUCAAACACACCCUAACACCGAGUUAGACACCCCCUCUCGAGAGAUGAAUGUUGCCGACCGCUUGCUUCUCUACUUAUACCAACUUUAGUAAAGACCGCACAAUAGCAAUACACAGCAGACUGAGGAGCCAUAAACAAACCUCCACCAAAAAGCCACUCUAUAGCCACAAAUAAUGCUCAGAACAGCACCUAACUUCAUCAACAGUACAUAUAGGGUCCCAGCCAUAGCAUUAGCCACCAGACAUCGUUUUAGCUUUGCCUGAUUUCUUUAGCAAAGAGACUAAACACAACUCACCUACUCUCUUCCAGCAGCCGCUUGUUUGUAGCGAGACCUCAGGCCAGUCCAUUACAGACUGCUGUGGGGUGACGCAGCUCAAGGAAGAACAUUUAUGAUCAUUUUUUCAUGGAAAUGCAAUCAGACCGAGAUGCUAAGGCAGAAGAACUACUGCGUCUGCAGUGCAAAAUUAUUAAUAUGAUGAUUAUUACUUCAAGGAAAUGACAAAGUAAUGAUUUAAAUAAUUAAAUUUUUUUAAAUUAAAUUUAAUCAAUUGAUUCUAAAUUAAUUUUAUGUCGGAAUAUCCCUUUAAAGGUCUUAUUUUCUCUUGUGAGAGGACUUAGAUUUCAGAUGUCAAAGUGAUAUUUUAAAAUUAAUCAAAUCUACACUAUUUAAUGUUACAUGAUUUUAAAAUCUAUUUUUGUGGUUUUCUUUUUGACACAUGACACAAACAACACCUGUUAGAUAUGUUAUGGUAGCUACACAAGCUGGCACUAAGCUUACUAAGCUGCAUCCCCCUGAUAGAGUGAUGGGAUGUCACAAAGUCUAGCCUACUCAGGCUCUGUUUGUGUUUUCAAGUAAUCCUCCUGAUCUGUGAUUGAGAUUUUCUAUUUCCGUCUCGUUGAUGUAUAUCUUUACUAAACUUCAUCUCAAAGGCAAAAAGUUUUGCUUUGAGACUUCUUUGUAUUCAUGGAACAACUGGUUCAUGGAACAGUAUACAGUGUCUUUACUGUAUAGAAGAAUUUACAGGUUACCGAGCAUUAUGUAAGUCAAUACAUAAAAUUGAGCUAAUACAACUUCAUUAAAAUGUACUCCAGCUUCAGCAACUGCAAAAAUAAAGUGAUCGACACGGCAGUGCAUUAAUUAUUACACUGAAAUAAUAAAAUAGUAUAAUAUAUAUCCCCAAGUGGGCCAUUCUGCACAAUAACUAUUAACACCCCUUAGACAGAAAACACAAUGUGCAGUUUCUUUGAUAUGUUGAAGAUUUACUGUCAGUAUAUUUUUUCUGGCUUCAGUCCCUCUAACUCUUUUUCAGAAGGACUCAGCUGCAUCCAAUGACCCCUUUGCUCCAGGUGGCACUACAGUCAGCGCCAACUCAGAUCCAGGUAUGAUGUGUACUAUAGUGCCACCUUGUGGGAGUAGAUCUUACUGCGGGGUGGUCUAUCAUAUUAUCUUUUUGAAGUCCUUUUGUACAAAAUACUUGAUGAAGAGUAUCUUUGACACGCUCCUGUGCUUCAGAUCCAUUUGCUGCUGUGUUUGGUAACGAGUCCUUCGGAGGGGGCUUUGCAGACUUCAGUGCCUUGUCAAAGGUAAGCGGGGGUUGUGGUUCAUUCAGUUCUCUCGUGUUGGGGAGUUUAAACACGCAGAGUGUAGUGUUGAAUUUAUUGCCCAUUGAUGUGAUGGUGCAAGUAUAAACUGUUGCGAAACAGUGAAUUCACUUCUACAAGCAGAACAUACAGGAAGAGUGUGAGUGAGUUGUUGAGUGCGUUGUGGUUUUUUGGAAGGAAAUAGCGGGAACACUUCUCUUCUACUCUCCCUACCCUGCGGAGGAAAUAUUCACCAAACCACAUCGUAUCAAAAGUAACCCCAGAGUGUCACAGAUUUCGUGUUUUGACCUUCUCUUUCAGUCAAACGGCUCUGACCAGUUUGGCAUCAACAAUAAGAACCUGUUUCAGGAAGACGGUCAGUCUACCAGCCCUGAUGUCCCACCAGCUCUGCCCCCAAAAACGGGUACGCCAACAAGACCACCUCCUCCACCUCCAGGUCAGUACAAGCAAUUGAGAUAGCAAUCAAAUGUCUCCUAGCAAAAAGAUAAAUUUAGUCAAAAUUGGUCUCAGAGAUGAUUUCAGGACUCAGUGCCAGCAAGUUUUAGCUGUUUGAAGUGAAGAAAAUUUGUUCAGUUCUUUUCCCCGUGCCUGUUUGCACCAGGUAAGAGAUCAUCCAUCUCCAGAACGGAGUCGUCUGACUCCUUCCAGCGGCGAGGGCACUUCCCUGCAGGAGAAUUUUCCUCCUCCUCCUCCUCGUCCUCCCUACCUGCUAAGGAUCCUUUAGCUGACCCCUUCGCCCCCUCCUCCCCUCCUCGUCACAACGUACGGGAAGCUGACCGAUUUGCCAGCUUUGACAAAGUGAGCACCUCCCUCUCGCCCUCUCCCUCACCUUCAACUGACUCUCAGUAGUCAUGCCCUUUUCUCUUUUAUUUCCCUGCUAACAAAACACAUGAAGUUUUAUUCAAUUCCAAACACAAAGCAAAUGAAGCCAGCUUUGUAAUCACUCCAUCCACUGCCAUUAUUAAGUCCCAAAGAAGCGAACCGAUCAGCUGAUUUACUUUUCGCUCAGUAGCAUGACUUAUUGAUGCUACGUUUGUUUGUAAAUAACUCCUUAUUUGGAAGUGAAGCUGAUAUUAAGUGAUUAACACUUGAGUAUAUGAGUUCGGUUUUUCGCAUCCUGUAUGCUGACAGUGUCUGUGUUUAGAUUUGUACUCUGAAUGCGAUAAUGCCACAGAAAGACGCUCUAUAUUUGUAAUUAUUUUUUAAUGCUAAUGGGUGUUGGGACUGCACUUAAUUCCUAUGAUUGAAGUCACACUCAUGGUGGAAAUGUAUAGAAAUGUAAGUACGCUAAUAAAAGAUGAAUAGAUAUAUUACCUCUGCAAUAUAUGCAAAGGAGCAGACCGAUAUCCUGUAAGAAGUAAAUAUUGGUGAAUUGCAUCUUCAUGGUUGGCAGUGAAUGGAGAGAUGAGAGGCUGCUUGUGUUUCGCCUUUGUCAGUACCCCAACUCAGUUUACUGACAUCAUAUCCUGUAUAUGUGUAUAUUACUUCUGAAUAUUAAAAUCGUGUUAUGAAGGUUAAAUCUCUUAUUUAAUGCACCUUUUUCCUCAGAGACAUCAUUUCAGGUGCAUUUUAAGCGCCCACUUUUGCAAAGUGGUUAUUAAUUUGUUUGAAUAGUAACUGGGCUAACAGUCGAUAUAUUGCUGAGCUUGCACAACAAACGCCCGCAGGAAUUCCACUCGCUGACCUUGACCAACAUGACGCAGUAUGAUGCCUGUUGCGUCAUAAGAGAGAUCCAAUACGAUGGAGGUAUAUAGGUCGCUCGCUGUGUUUUAAAAAGCUCGGUGAUUGCACAGCUUUAGAAAACGUUUGUAAAGCUUCUUUUAAAGGGGUCUUUUGAGAAGUUUAUGUUUUUUGUAAAGACUGAGAGUGGAGUAGUUAAACUAAUAAAAAUGACAUUCUAACAGCACAGUAAAAAGGGGACAACUGUUAAAUGUGUUUUUCCACUCACUUAUUAAGAAAUGUUCAAAUAUUUCAGUAUCUAACACUGAAAAAAAAAAAAGCCAAAUCACAGUAUAUCUGUCGUGGCAACAAAAAAGGAAAAGGAGUCUGUGCAUCUGUUGUUUUGGCAAGAAAGAAACCAACAACAGUAUUUAACUCUUAUCAGCUCUUCUGUUUGUAAUACUGCAAGGACUCUUAGUUUGGGCCGACUGUUUUUAAAAGGCAGUUUUGAUUCUAGUCUCUCUCCACCCGCCACACGCUUGCACCCUGCAUGUCCAUAUCAAACUCUGACCUGCACACGCUUACCCACCCACCCACUCAAACAACCACCCCUCUGCCAUUCCUUUAUACACUAUUUAUUCAUCCAUGAGUCUCUUCAUCCUGCCAUCCCUUCAUUCACCAGUUCCUCUAACCCUCGUCUGGUCAGCAGUGUGUUGUGGAAAAAAACAAAUGGCCUGUAUUCUCUCUUUGUGUGUGUGUCUUUACAUCUUCUGUCAAAACAAAAAAAGUUUAAAUAAAGAGUUGAAUCAAGGGCACUAUCUCUGGCUUCUAUAUGCAUCCAUGACAUCACUCUCUGCAAAUGCUCAGGUUCUUGAAGGACCAGAUAAAGAUUUUGCAUUUGCUGUUCAAUAACCACAAGUUGUGAAGAUACUUGAAAAUAGCUGCAGGUACUUUUUGCAGAGCAUCAUAUUUGUGAAUUUUGUCCGACUGAACAAACCUUCCACUUACACCUUAAUAGCAUUACUUUAAGACGAUGAAGGUGUUGGUGUAAUUUGACACUACCUUGUCUCUGCACAUUCAUAUUCAUAAAGCUGUCUUCCUUUCAAAGUGGUUAAAAAAGUUGUAAAAAGACAUUUUAAAGGACUUAAAAUGAAGAGGGUUUGUUGUAAAUAAUCUAAAACACGUUAGAAUACCUGUUUGGUCCUUUCAAGUGCCAGAGGUUUUUUUAAAUCAAAUUCUAUCAAAUCACUUAAAACAAAAGUAUUAAAUAUGUGUAGGCUUUCUUUUGGUUUACAUUUCAAACACAUCAUUCAUCCUCUUUAGUGCUUUUAGGAUCGGUUUAUAUCUUAAAAGCAGCAGCAGGAUUUACAAAUGGAAAUAUACACUUUAAAGAAAUAUAAAUGCAUGCUUUCUUCUCAAUCCAUUAGAGGUUUCUGGAUUUAUUUUCUUCAUGCAUGUUUUGCUAAAUCAUCAUCUCUAAAAUACCUGCAAGUGAAUGUUGUCAUUGCUGCCGCCAACUUUCCUUUGCAUGGCUACAAUCACACCAGAUCACCUGUAAUUCUUCUUUGUUUGUGUCCUCUCUGUUACAGAUAACAAUGAAUUAGGCUACUGUGUUCUAACAUUCACCUUUUGCUCUUGUUGUGAACCUUUAAAGCUGACUUCAAUUCACGUAACUCUUGUGUGGACACCCUGAUAGUUCAAAUGCUUGUUCCCCAUGUCGUAGAUUGAGUUCAUGUAAUGGCACACACCUAAGAGAAAAAUACAGGUAAUCCCUUACUGAUCGAGGAGAUCACACGUUAAUGGUUUGUAGAUCACAUUUGGUCUCACCAUGCAUGGAUGUAGCUUAGUUUGUUCAGGUUGUCUGUUUAAUCCACCCACAAACACUGUGGAUCCACUGUUAGAUUUUAUCUCUCUAAUGAAGAUCCAUUAAACUGUAGAGGGCCUAUUUCUAUGUAUCACCACUGUUAAAAACAGAUUAAUUGGCUUUAGCGAUCAUUGAUGGAUCACUGUCAGCAUACGAGGUUAAGAGAUAAACAACAAGACAUUACAAGCAGUAUUAGACUUAGAUUUAAACUAAAGCACUCCUGGUUUAAGUAUCUAUACAGACAGUUUCUGUUGUGGCAUCUUCUCCCUUCAAUCAGGAUGACAAAGAUGUCAAAGUGCCAAACAAAGAGAACGACAGCACUGUCAACUAUAUUACAACAGCUCCAACAGGGCCUGAUGUGUUAGGGAGAUUAUGAUGUGUAUCUGGAAACACUGGACUCUGUGAUACAAAUCACUGAAAAUCUGUUAACUGUAUGUGUUUAACUGUAUGUGUUUGUCUCUGUUUGUUUCUCUUUUCCCUCGUUUUUCUGUCCAUAUGUGGGUCCUUCUGGCCUCCCUGUUACGUGUGUGCGUGUGUUUGUGUGUUUGUGUGUGUGUAUGUGUCAUUACUCAUGGAGCAGUAUCCCACAGAAGAAGACAUGAUAGAGUGGGCAAAGCGCGAGAGCGAGCGAGAGGAAAAGGAGCGACUUGCCCGGCUCACCCAGCAGGAGCAAGAAGACUUGGAGCUUGCCAUCGCACUCAGCAAGUCUGAACUCUCCUGA